AGAUCAAUGCGUUUUGUACAGAGCGGAGGAAAGCUUGUUUUGAGGAAAACUCGCUUGUAGCUCCUUUUCUACAUCACUACGAAAGAAAAGAGGCGUCAAUUUUGUAGUAAAAAUAUUUUGCUCGUGAGUUCAGAAGUCAGAAGUGGAAUCUGUGAAUAUCUUGCCAACUUUACCAAACUCCGAAUCAAAGAGUAAACACGGUGUAAAUAAGAGAUGUAUCGUGGCGUGCAGAAACCUUCUUUGAUUGUAACGGGAGUUUUAGCAAGAGUGCAGAAGUAACGACAGCUCCAUGCAUUGUGUUCGGAACGCUCUUUGCUUUUGUUGUGUUUAGACAGAACACAGCAUUCACAGAUUGGGUUUCAUGCUUGCAUCGGCCACUUACACCCCGCAAAGCGUCAGGAGUGUCACCAAACAAGCUUCAUGUAUUCGUGUUGUUUCUGCAGGCAGAGAUUGAUGGAAGACAGGUCGAGGCACAUGCGACUGAGAGAAUGGCUCAUAGCGCAGAUAGACAGCGGUGAAUACGCUGGACUGAGCUGGGAAAAUGAGGAGAAAACCAUGUUCAGGAUUCCCUGGAAACACGCGGCCAAACAGGACUACAGACAGAACCAGGACGCCGCGCUGUUUAAGGCAUGGGCCAUGUACAAGGGUAAGUUUCAAGAGGGCAGGGACAAAGCAGACCCCUCUACGUGGAAAACGCGUCUGCGCUGUGCCCUCAACAAGAGCACAGACUUCCAGGAGGUUCCUGAGCGCAGCCAGCUGGAUAUCUCUGAGCCGUACAAGGUCUACCGGAUCCUGGACGACACAGGGAGAGCUGCAGACCCUGCUGGAAUAUCACUGGACAGUGACUGCAGCAAAGCCUUGAGAGACACACAUCUGCCCAUGCAGCAGGACAGUUCGCUUGGUGACUCAAACAAAGCUGCUGGAUGGAGUGUGAAUGGCAGGGCGUAUGCGUGUCCCAGCACAGGCACUAACUCCAUUCCUCUAUACCCGUCUCAGGUCUCCAUAACUGACUACCGCCUGGAGGUGCGCUUGUUCUAUCACGGUAACCUGGUGCAGAAUCUCGUCACUACGUCUCCAGACGGCUGCUUCAUUCUGCAGGGCUGCACUCCGGUGGGGAACGAGCGCAUCUACGGGCCUUGUGAAGCCAAGAAGGUCUUCUUCCCCUGUCCAGACAUCAUACACCUGCCCCCGGGCAUCUCCGAAGCCAUGACCCGUCUUCUGCCGCACCUGGAGAAAGGUGUGCUGGUGUGGGUGGCCCCAGAUGGUGUGUUCAUCAAGCGCUUCUGCCAGGGCCGCGUGUACUGGGACGGCCCUCUGGCAGAGCACAGACAGAAACCGAACAAACUGGAAAGAGAGAGGACCUGCAAACUCCUGGACAUGACCAUCUUCAUGCAAGAGUUACAAAACCACCGGCAGGGCACUGGUCCCGAGCCACAGUACACAGUGGACCUGUGCUUCGGAGAGGAGUUCCCUGACCCCAGCCAGCCAAAGACCAAGAAGCUCAUCACUGCACAAGUGAUUCCUCUGUUUGCUGUAGAGUGUCUCCGCAGGCAUAAUGCACCUAAUAAUGUGGAGAUGAAGCAAUCACCGCCACACAGGAAAACCAAUGAAUAAACAUACCUUAAUCAGAACAGCACACGUUUCACCAUCCCUGUGUAGGAAUUCACCAACAAUGACAUGAAUAAAUUACAAUUAUAAUAAUAAAAUAUUAAUAAUAAAAAUAGAAGUGUCUGUAUCUAACAUCAGUAGAAAGAAUAAAU
Sinocyclocheilus anshuiensis is the source of this 1760-nucleotide messenger RNA. It is a transcript of the gene irf10, whose product is annotated as interferon regulatory factor 10. Gene Ontology annotation, molecular function: RNA polymerase II cis-regulatory region sequence-specific DNA binding; protein binding; DNA-binding transcription factor activity, RNA polymerase II-specific. The record is from RefSeq and is a predicted model, not a curated record. Gene Ontology annotation, cellular component: nucleus. Lineage: Eukaryota; Metazoa; Chordata; Actinopteri; Cypriniformes; Cyprinidae. Bases 421 to 1614 code for a protein of 397 amino acids. Gene Ontology annotation, biological process: immune system process; regulation of transcription by RNA polymerase II. The transcript is spliced from 9 exons.